Molecule: messenger RNA, 3093 nt
Organism: Aspergillus pseudotamarii
Lineage: Eukaryota; Fungi; Ascomycota; Eurotiomycetes; Eurotiales; Aspergillaceae
Product: cytochrome P450
Exons: 12
Coding region: 1-3093 (1030 amino acids)
Molecular function (GO): monooxygenase activity; heme binding; oxidoreductase activity, acting on paired donors, with incorporation or reduction of molecular oxygen
Source: RefSeq, a predicted model, not a curated record
AUGAACGAUAUCGGAACUUUGUACUGGCCGUACCUGGCAGCGCUGGCUGUCACCCUGAUGAUAGUUUAUCGCGCUCGCCGCCAGCAUAGGAUCCCAGCUGUGGGUGACGCUAAUGGCUCUAACCUUCUGGAAGCCUUGAAGGAGGGCUCGCAGCGGUAUCCCGAGACAUGUUUCCAAAUUGCGACUAAAGAUAUUCCGACGGUGAUUGUGCCGCUCAAAUGUCUCUCUACCAUAGCCUACGCCCCGGAGGAGAAGCUGAGUUUGGGCCGCGAAGUGUACGAACGUCUCAUGGGACGGUAUACCAAGAUGGUGAAAAGUGACCAUCUGGCUGAGUUUGUCCGAGCUGGAUUGAUGAAAAAUGCUGGUAAGAGUGUUGCUCUGCUGCAGGAAGAAGCCGAACGGACGGUCUCAUCGCAAAUUGGUCGUUGCCCCGAUUGGAAGUCGCUCGCCUUGUUCCCGACCAUGAUUAAGCUGGUGUCAUUGCACAUCAGCCGCUCGUUCAUUCAGUCACCGCUGUCUCGCAACCAGGAAUGGAUCGACCUCACUCUCGACUAUGCGAUCUCCACUGUGACAGUCGCGGGAAAGAUGUCGAAUACUCCUUGGGCACUACGACCAUUCAAAGGGAUCUUUCUGCCCGAAACGGCAGAGAUGAGCCGUCAAUUCAAACGGGCAACUGCGCUGUUGCGACCAACGUUAGAAGCCCGUCUACAGCAGAAAGGUGAAGUGCCUAACGAUCUCAUGCAAUGGAUUAUCAAUAACUAUCCGGACAACAAAGAUGACAUGAUCCUUCAUACGCGGUUGCAACUGGAGGCCGUUCAAGCGGCGACUUAUAAUCUUGCCUUUCAGCUUGUUCAUUUCUUCUAUGAUCUGUUGGCCCACCCGGAGUAUCUACAGCCGUUAAGGGAUGAGAUCAUGUCAGUAUCAGAAUCAUGCAACGGUCAAUGGACUCCAGCCGCGUUGUCAAGCCUGCGGAAAUGCGACAGUUUCUUGAAGGAGUCGCAAAGAUUGAACCCUAUCGGAAUUGUCAGCGUGAGUCGUUUCGCACUAUCGCCAUUCCGACUUCCAGAUGGAAACACGGUGCCAGCUGGGGUCUCAGUCUCGGCGCCAUCCAUGAUGGUCAAUUUAGAUGAGUCACUUUGGACUGACCCGACAUCCUUUGACGGCUCUCGGUUCGAGAAGUUGCGCACGAUCAAGGGGAAUGAGCAGAAAUUUCAGUAUGCAUCUACUAGUGCAUCGGAGUUGAAUUGGGGAUACGGCACUCAUGCAUGCCCUGGUCGACAUUAUGCCAGCAACCAGAUCAAGCUCAUGAUUGUGUCCUUGCUUUCCAGAUACGAGUUUCAGUUUGAUCAUGCAGAAAUGAAAAAGACGGGCAUACUUGAGAGGCCCCCGAAUAUGGUGGAUGGAGUUCGCAUCAUGCCAAACCCUCUGGCGAUGGUGAUGGUUCGGUCGCUGGGAAAUGCUACGGAGGUACUUGUCGUGGGUGGCGGUCCAGCUGGCUCUUACGCCGCUGCUGCGUUGGCCCGCGAGGGAGUGGACACUGUUCUCCUGGAAGCCGAUGUCUUCCCCAGAUACCAUAUUGGCGAGAGCAUGUUGCCAUCGAUCCGACAUUUCCUUCGUUUUAUUGAUUUGGACUCCAAGUUCGACAGCUAUGGCUUUGUGAAUAAGAAUGGGGCUGCUUUUAAACUCAACUCCAAGCCGGAAGCUUACACCGACUUCCUCGCUGCUGGAGGUCCGGGGAGCCAUGCGUGGAACGUCGUGCGGUCCGAAGCAGAUCACCUCAUGUUCAAGCAUGCAGGAGAGAACGGCGCCCAAGUGUUCGAUGGCGUCAAGGUGAAUAGCAUUGAGUUUGAACAGAUCGACGAAAUGACGGUGGAACCAUCGCUCGCUGAGCUGGGACGUCCCGUUUCCGCAACGUGGUCGUGCAAAGCUACAAGCGAAAAAGGAUCGAUCGCCUUCGAAUACUUGGUUGAUGCAACCGGACGGGCUGGUUUGGUCAGCACCAAGUACAUGAAGAACCGUCGGUAUAACCAAGGCCUGAAGAAUGUCGCCAGCUGGGGUUACUGGACCAACGCCGGCUCGUACGGAGUCGGAACUCCUCGUGAAGGGGAUCCGUAUUUCGAGGCAAUCGAAGAUGGAAGCGGGUGGGUCUGGCUCAUUCCCUUGCACAAUGGCACUACAUCUAUCGGGGUCGUCAUGAACCAGGAGACCGCAACGGCGAAAAAGCGUGAGACAGGCUCAACGACGAAGGAUCUUUACUUGAACACAAUCCAAAACACCCCCGGAAUCUGGCAGCUUCUGGAUAAGGCCGAGCUGCAGUCAGACCUCAAAUCGGCCUCCGACUGGUCCUACAACGCUUCGAGCUACGCCAGUCCUUACCUACGAAUUGUGGGUGACGCCGGGUGUUUCAUCGAUCCGUUCUUCUCAUCCGGAGUCCACCUGGCCCUUGCUAGCGGACUAUCAGCUGCCCUUACGAUCCGGGCUGCACAGCGAGGUGAUUGCAAGGAACAGGCCGCCGUCAGCUGGCAUUCUAAAAAGGUGGCCGAGGGCUAUACCCGCUUCCUUCUGGUGGUGAUGAGUGCACUGAAACAGAUCUCUGACCGCGAGAAACCUGUCUUGACCGACUUCGAUGAGGACAGCUUCAACCGUGCCUUUGACUUCUUCCGACCAAUCAUCCAAGGCACAGCCGAUGUAGACAAAAAUCUCACCCAAGCUGAGAUCGCCCAGACGAUCGAAUUUUGCAUGCAGGCGUUCCAAACCGCUAGUAGUGAAGAACAAGAUGCUGUGAUGACGAAGGUGGCUGCGAUCAACUCGCAGAAUGGAACGGAGGGCGCACUGAAAGAGCUCCAUGCCAGCUUAUCGGCUGACGAACGACGCACCCUCACCACCAUCCAGGCUCGCCAGAUCAUUCGAUCCGAGGACCAGAUGAACAUCGAUAACUUUACCAUCGACGUGAUCGACGGCAUGGUGCCUCGGCUGGAACGGAGGUCCCUGGGUCUGGCACGGUUUGUGCCCAAGACGCAGACAAGCAGCGAGGAUGGCCUGCGGGCAACUCUGGGCUUGCCGGAGAAGCAGAAAUCCAUCUUUUCUUACUAG